Aspergillus uvarum CBS 121591 is the source of this 2181-nucleotide messenger RNA. RefSeq lists its product as uncharacterized. The transcript has 6 exons. The coding region runs from base 86 to 2080 and encodes 664 amino acids. Gene Ontology annotation, biological process: regulation of DNA-templated transcription; DNA-templated transcription. Gene Ontology annotation, molecular function: zinc ion binding; DNA-binding transcription factor activity, RNA polymerase II-specific; DNA binding. NCBI's taxonomy places the organism in Eukaryota, Fungi, Ascomycota, Eurotiomycetes, Eurotiales, Aspergillaceae. Gene Ontology annotation, cellular component: nucleus. The record is from RefSeq and is a predicted model, not a curated record.
CGUCACACAUGUCUCUCUUCGCCAGUCUCUCCAGAUUUCUUGUUUCUACACUUCAGACAUUUGAUCGCUACAGUUGAUUCAUACCAUGCAGACAUUCUUCAUAAGUCGCAAACGCCCCGUAACGGCAUGCACAGAAUGCCGUCGACGAAAACAAAAGUGCGACCGCGAAAGGCCAUGCAACAUGUGCGCAGGAAGGAAUGUCCCGGAUAAGUGUACAUAUGAAUAUCCAGAAAGCUCCGACGACGGAUCAAUGUUUAGGGCAGAUCAACUAGCCCUGCAACCUCCACCUUUAAGAAUCAAUGAUGACCAGCCCUCAAUGAUGCUUAAAAACCAAUCAAUCCGGAAUCAAAUUGGAUAUGGUCGGUCCACUGAGCAAGACACACUAUCGGAACUGUUUGAACUUAUGGGUGAUGACGGCGAGCUACAGGCUCUUAACUCCACAUCCAGCGAAUCAUUGACCGCACAAACAAUGCGCAAUCUUUCCGAUCUUUAUGCAAAGAUUCCUUCCCAAGCAAUUACACGAGAGCUCAUCGAACUUUAUUUCUCAGAGGCCAAUUGGUAUUUUGCCGUCCUGGAAAAGUAUUACUUCGAAAAACUCUAUAGUUCCUGGUGUGCCCGCGGCUAUCAUUCCAGAGAGAAUGCCCAUUUCGAAGGGUGGUCUCGGGAUCUUCUCUUUUUCCCGGCCCUGAUGUGUCAGGUCCUUGCUGUUGCUUUGCAAUUCGCGCCACCGGGCAUACCCUGUUUUCAGGUUCUAGGGAUAGAGAACUUCACUCAACGUGACAGUCUCUCUAGUGAAUUCUCUUCAUGGGGGGUGGAUAUUGCGCGUGUUCUAGGAAGACACAACCCCGCCAUUACUGCCGUCCAGAACGACCUUAUGAGGGCAUUGUGGCUAAAGAACUCUAGUCGUGGGAGAGAAGCAUGGCACGUUUUAGGUGGUGCAAUAAGAAUGGCUCAAGACUUAGGGCUUCACCAACAAGCCAAGGUGAUCCAAGAACCAGAAUCUCCACUUGAAGAAACUCUUGAUCUUCUUUGGUAUGAUGAGUACAAGCGGAGACUAUGGAUCAAAUUAUAUUCCUGGGAUAGCCAUAUGGCUUUCACUCUUGGCCGACCUCGAGCAAUCAAUACCAACGAUUGUACGAUCACGCCACCAUUAGAUCGCGAUAUACCUGCAAAUCCAUCGAUUACUAUUCCAACAGCAUUAUACUUGCAUGAGCCUCCCUCAUCCUUCACACCCCAUCUUUUCCAGUACGCCAUCUGUCAGCAGGCCCACGAAGUCAUGUCACUAGGUGCUCGCAGACGCCAUACUAAAGAUUAUAGCUGGGUCAGGUCUAUUCAUGAUCGCAUCCUAUCUUUACUAGACAACUUGCCACCCGUGCACAGGCCGGUACACCCGGACACGUCCUGGGAUUCAACCUAUGUGCAUAUUCCUAAACAGCGCCAGCAAAUAGCAACUGCGGCGCAUUCAUUUCUCAUGGCUCUACACAGGCCACAUUCCAAAACACAUGUGGCUAGUCGUGAUGCUGCAAUUGAAGCAGCACUCUCUGUAUUGGAUGCACAAGAACGUCUCUUCGACCUCAUGGCUACCCGGUACUCUAAUAUUUAUGCCCUUUCUGUUUACACGGUCGAAGCCUCUAUUUUUCUUUCUGUCACUGCCCUCGAAUGCUCACCCUUGGACCCUGCUAUAUCAUAUCGCAUCGAUCGUGCAAUUGAGAAGGCUAGAGGCCGCCUUGAAGUGGUAAAAGAAAGAGUUUCUUUGGCAAAUUCUGCUUUACAGAUUUUGAACCGCUGCUCUAUCAAAAUGCAGCUUUUGUCACAAUCCCAGUUCCACGCACCCACCUUUACAGCCCAUCAUCCCAACCAAAUGACGAAAAGCGCCCCUUUUAAUGAGCUGGGAAUCGCAUACCCGUCUGAGCCUGCUCCGAGAAACCCAAUGCCCUUCCAGACAUCAAAUACUUUGUUUAAUGUUGAGCCUGGCGAGAUUGAAACUGCGGGUAUGUUCGAAGAUUUCACCGGAUCGAAUUUCAACAUCGAAUCAUGGGUGCAACAGAUCGCUCAAAUGAAUGGCUCGGGCUCGGUAUGAUGUUUAUAUCAGCGAUCUGAAUGCCAUCUCAUUCGCUAUGUACUAAGAUCAAGCUUGGACCACAAAUCGCUAUUUUAUGCUUCAAUUGAAGCCAAUCUUAC